Molecule: messenger RNA, 1504 nt
Organism: Umbelopsis ramanniana AG
Lineage: Eukaryota; Fungi; Mucoromycota; Umbelopsidomycetes; Umbelopsidales; Umbelopsidaceae
Exons: 5
Coding region: 323-1252 (309 amino acids)
Biological process (GO): lipid storage
Cellular component (GO): lipid droplet
Molecular function (GO): lipase activity
Source: RefSeq, a predicted model, not a curated record
UCGUCCAAUCAAAACUGUAUAGCCCGACUGUCUUCUGAAUGUACAAGCAUGGAGCAGAAGGUAACGAAACCUGAUGGCUGUAACAUUGACAGCUGAACGAGUAUGCAUCCUUUUGCGAAUCGACAUUAUCCAAUGAAAGAACCAAUUUGCAUCACCAAUUAGUGAAUAACACGAAUGACUUGACUUUAUUCCUUACUAUCAAAUUGUAAUCAUUAUUUGAUCUUGGACAACUGAAAAGCGUACCGGGCUGCUUUUCAGUCGGACUUUGGAAAUAUCAGCAGCAACACAGAGAAUCUCGAAAAAGGAACUUAACACCUCUACAAUGGCUACACGGAUACUGCCAUUGCUACAAACACCUUUGAAAGCAACAUGGAAUGUUGCGGGAAAGCUUACAGAUACCUCUUACUGGCCGGCUUUUCAUGAUGGAAAGAAGGUAGUGGUUUUAUUGGUUCCAGGGAAUCCAGGACUGGUUGAUUACUACACUACAUUCUGUGAGGAAAUUCACGAUGCUCUCUCACACUCUAGUUUAUCUUUGGAUAUUAUCGCAGUGUCCCACCUUGGCCAUUCUAGCAAACCCCUUAAUACAACCAAGCAACUUUUCACACUUCAAGAACAAAUUCAGCACAAAAUAGAGUGCUUUGAUAUAAUACGCAAACAGUAUGGACCAGAAACAAAAAUUGUUUUGAUCGGCCAUUCUGUGGGAAGCUUCAUUUGCACGGAAGUCCUGAAAGCACGACCGAACCAUAAUAUAGUACGACUUAUCGCACUAUUUCCAACUCUGCAACAUAUCGCGAAGACACCAAAUGGUGUGGCACUCUCCCCUAUAUUCCCAGUAAUUCCACGUACAAUAGUAUCAUGGUCAGCAUCUUUGUUGUCCUGGAUACACCCAACAGUUCGUAAGACUAUUGUAUCGUACAUUACCAAACAGCCCGAUCCUUCACUCUCUGUGACCUCGGAUCAACUAUUACAGAGAAAUGUCGUGAACAAUGCGUUGUUUAUGGCCGGACAAGAAAUGGCGUCCAUAAAGGAGCUUGAUUACGACUUUUACCACGCUCACGUUAAAAAGUUCAUUAUAUAUUUCUCACCAAAAGAUAGCUGGGCACCUCAGGACCAUUACGACGAUAUGAAGAGUAGAUUUCCAAAUGCCAACAUCACACUUUGCGAAGAAAACUUGCCACACGCGUUCGUUCUCGAUCAUGCUAAAAGUAUGGCCAAAAAGGUUUCAGAAUGGAUCCUAAACGUAAAUGACUAAGAGUGAAAGAGUAUUAUGAAUUUACGUACUGUCAAUUGUGCGCAUUUUAGAUCUUUUGGUAUUGCUGGUGACUUUAUCAAGCUAAACUAAAUCUAAACUAGAUAGAAUAAAAUGCCAAUGAUCGCCAUGAUAGUUUAUCUCGACUCCAAGCUGUUUUUGGUUGAAGCAUACUGUAAUAGACCUUCCGUAGCAGUGACUGGUAUUUUCGUAAAUGAGUACAAAUGUGAGAAAAAAGCAAAGCAAAAAAUUAAG